Lytechinus variegatus (green sea urchin) is the source of this 1560-nucleotide messenger RNA. Its product is annotated as ORM1-like protein 3. NCBI's taxonomy places the organism in Eukaryota, Metazoa, Echinodermata, Echinoidea, Temnopleuroida, Toxopneustidae. Bases 285 to 776 code for a protein of 163 amino acids. The record is from RefSeq and is a predicted model, not a curated record. Gene Ontology annotation, biological process: intracellular sphingolipid homeostasis; ceramide metabolic process; negative regulation of ceramide biosynthetic process. Gene Ontology annotation, cellular component: endoplasmic reticulum membrane. The transcript is spliced from 4 exons.
CAGCCAAACUAUGUGCAAGCGAAGCAGUGUCACGUCAGAAUAUACGGAAAACAAGGAGACGUCUGAUACAUUCAAUGGUUGUACCAACUCGUUUCUUCUCUGUACAAGAUUCCACUAAAGUUGUGAACCUCAAGACCGCCAGCACACAAGGUCUUCUGAUACCCUGAGCAAGAAUACAUCAGAUACAGACUCUGGCCUGGUGUGGCAGCAGACAACCUCAUCACUGACGUUUGCUCUUUAUAACCUUUCACCUUUGACCCUGUGAGUGACCCCCCACCCACACCAUGAAGCUUGAGAAGUCGCCCAGCUCAGCGAGCUUAACGAAUGGUGAUGCCGCAGACAAGCCCAGUACGUACCAUUCUUGGUUGCACAGUAGAGGGGUGUUGUUCUCUUACGUCGUCGGUGUGUAUGGCAUGCACCUGUUCCUCCUCAGUCUGCCUUUCUUAAGUGUGAGCACAGUGUGGACAUUGACAACUGUGGUACACAGUGUGGUGACAUACUUCUUUUUUCACCAUGUGAAAGGGUCCAUCUGGGCAGACAGUCAAGGCAGUGAGAGAUACCAAACACAAUGGGAACAGAUAGACAAUGGAGAGCAGUUCACAUCAACACGAAAACUCCUCACCUUAGUUCCUGUAGUCUUAUUCUUCCUGGCGAGUUUUUACACAAAGUACGGCUACUACCAUUUCCUGGUGAACUGUGCCGCCCUCCUCCUCGGAGUCGUCCCCAAGCUCCCCAUGUUUCAUGGUUUCAGACUCUUUGGCAUCAACAAGUACUGACACCCUUCAUCCAUCCUACUUGUGUAUGGGCUAUGGUAUCUUCGAGAGAGCAAAGUGCUAAUGAAAAUACUUAACAGUGGUGAACUCGGGCCAUGAAAGGCUGUUUGAAUGAUAAAUGGCGGAAAAAUCAAGAGGAGCAGAUCAGUGAAAGUUGAGAAAAAUACCGGCCUGUGAUUUUGAUAUUUUUUACGAUGAGGCCACUUUCCAUUGGGCAAAUUUGUAUAUUAUAUCAAAAAUGGGUAAAAGGAAAAAAGGGUACAAUAAAUCUCCAAGGCAGAUAAGAUUGCAUCAAGGUCAACAGGGCAUCCAUAACCAUGGACUUUAUUGAUCUUGGAUUAAUUUAAGCCUUUACAAUAUGAAAAAAAAAUGAAAAUCCAUAUUUCAUUCUUUGAAAUGGUAUCUGCAUAUAGAAAUACCCCUUAAAAUUAUUUUUGCCCAAUCUAUUGUGGGCCCGGCAGCCACUAUGCAGCACCAAAUCGACAUAGAUCUAUCCCUUAUUUUGUUGAAUGCCAAACAGGGUAGCAGGAGCAACUCCCAUCUUUUAAUGUAUUUUAGUCUGAUGCGGUCCGGGCUUGAACUCCCUACCUCCCGGUAUGUGAGACGAACACUCUACCAACUGAGCCAAUACACCAGUUGAACAAUUAUUAAGGAUUUGGGUGAUAAAUCAAAAUGAAGAGCUGUUGCUAUCACCAGGCCAGCCACUGGAAUUUGAACUUCAGAUAAAAGGUUCAAAUCCUGUAAUAGCACAAACAUCAUUUGCAAGGAAUAGCUACAUGGGAGGGGG